AACACAUUACAGCUGUGUGAGUAAAGAAAUCAAAACAUGGCGCGUGGCAAUGUCUUAAAACCUUGGUACCAGUCGAAAACUUUGACCAUUUUGGUGGUUCUUUGGGCACUGUUCACGACCUGCUUAGGAAUUAUGAUCGUCGUGAUCUUUGUUCAGCCCCACUGGAUAAGUGGAACGGUUCAAGAACCGAAGAAGACAGUGAAUUUUGGCUUGUACCGUAACUGCACAGAGAGUUUGAACGAUUGUUCUGGAAACUUGAAUGACUUCAGCAACAUCUACUCGGACGCCUGGAAGGCUUCUACCAUUUUCGUAGCGUUGGCGUUCAUCUCCACGUUUCUUUCGGUUGCUAUAAUGUUGCUUUACUGGUUGUGUUGCUUUGAGUCUUCAGGAGUUGGUUUUCGAGCAAGUAGUGGACUGCAAGCCACAGCGGGUAUGUAUUAUUUAUUACCUAACAGUUAUUGUUUUAGGGGUCGCGGUCUUUUAAGCAUAUAUGUAUGUGAUUUGCUUGCCGUGUAGACCCUCGACCUCUUAAAUUACGAGAUUGCUUUAGGGUUGGUUAGAUUCAGUGAAGUAGUUGAAACUAUUUGCGAUGGUUUCGACCAUUACCACUUAAAAGAGAAGAACGUUUUCAAAAUCAUGGUGUCAAUCUUUCAACUCGCACAUAAUCGUAUUUUUCUAAGUGUACGUAUCUGCGGCUUUGUAGAAACGUUCUGUAAUGGGUAAAAGAUGAGGAAUCAUUGCUCCUUUUUUUAGCUUGUUAUUGAAUUAUAACCUUUUAGCAACAUCUUUGACAGCGAAGUCAUCGGUACUCUCCAUGUGGGGUGAACAUACUGAUUUCGAAGAUUCCUUUUCCCUGAAGGGUGGACCAAUAGUUAAGUGUCAUUAACUUUCCCGUGCGUUUUUACGUGCUUGUGAGGUUGCCUUCAUUCAGGACAUAGCACUAAUUGCACUCUAAGCUGAGUCGGAAAUAGCAAAAGUCACAAAUACGUAUUUCAUUGUUACUACCAAAGGAACACGGAAAUUCCUUCUAAAGACACUACUUUUUUUCCUCCCUGUGCAUCGGUUAUGCCACAAGUAUUCUACCCUGGAUGAUUUUCUGCACGUACUGCAAGGCUAUUCAGAAUUCAUACUAAAUACGCGAGGAAAUGAAAAAAAAUAAAUAACAUCAAAAGCCCAUUUGUUCACGUAUCUCUUUCAAUUUUGGGGCUCUCCUUAUAUACAACGUAAAAUGGCAAUUUCAUCUGCGGAAACCUGUGACUUGUGAUAUCAUUCUUUUCCAUUCGAAUAAUGAAUUUCUUUUGAAUGAUUGAAUGGUUUUUCAUUGGUAAUACAUUGGUUAGUUAAGCAGGAAAUUGAACAAUUAUAAGCAGACGACGUAUUUACAGCUGACUGAUGUUGAGAGCAAAAAUCGUUUGAAAAUACUGCUUCAAGUUAAGUGUAUUUAUUCAGAUAAAUUGAUGUACAUGUUAUCAUCUAAUCUUACGCAAGCACCUAGUGUAGAAUGUUCUAAGGAAGUUUUUGAGAAUGUAUCAUUGACAAUGAAUUUUGUGGGACCAAUUAAGACCUUAAGCCUUCUUGAAAACCAAUUAUUGAUUAACUGGUACCAAUAUUGCUUCUGUUCCCACCAGUGGUUAAUACAGGAUAUUGGCCUUUUCUUACCCAGCGAUCACGAAUUGUUUUCUCUCUUUUUCUUCAGUUUCCUUCUUUUUAAAAUACUUUUUUGAACUUUUAGGUGUUAUUUAUUAUUUCCUUUUAGUUGAUUAGCAUUGUUUUUUGUUACUCAUUAGCUUGACUUUUUUUGUGUGACGUAAUCGUGUAAUAUAAGCACUUGAUGAACUUUCUAAAUAUAACAGUACUAAGUUUUGUGUACUUUAAGCGGAAUCCGUCUGAUCUAUUCUUUGUUGCGAACAUAUUUUUCAUUUGCUGGUGAUUGUCUUAUUUGGUUUUUGAGAAAUGCGAUAUUGAAAGUGAAGGCUUUACCAGUUUUCACAUGCUUUAUGUACCAUAUUUUGUUCGGGUCAUUUAACGUUCUGGGAACCUAGUAAUUAAGUCAUCAAAGAAUCUGUCAAAGUAACAUUAAUACAUUAGUGUCUUUCUUUUAGAUAUCAGUUUAAAUAUAUAUAUAUAUAUAUUUUUUUUUUUUUCUGUGGAGUUGUUUGUAACGAAUUCUAAACCAUAUUUUAGUGAAAAUAACGUAUGAUGUCUUGGGAAAUGUUGACGUGUCUGAGAAGUUUGCGGGGGCAACAAGUCGCAUUAAAAGGCGGUUAGCAGCCUCGUUGGUUAGACGAGUUAUUUUCUAAGGAUCACAUACCUCAUAGUGGAGUCUAUGCAUGUUCAUAAUAGAGAAAAUAUUAUAUAUAAAAAGGAGCUGUGUACAUAUAAUUGGAAACUACCACCAAAUCGAGGGAAACCAAAAAAAAAUAACUGCUCAAAUUUUUGAAAGGAAGGUACAAAUAACGCGGCAUACACAAAAGGAGGCACGCGGUUGGACAAAUUAGAAGAAGAUUGAAACGGGUAGCACUUGUGGUUUCUGAAACCUUAAAACCUAACACAAUGUUUUUUUUUUUUUUAAUGUUCAUCUUUGUUGUUUCUAACGUUUCAAAUAAUGCUUGGAAGACUUAUGCACGUGCAUAAGACGACAUUUGAAAGAAACAGUUCUCUGGGGUACCAUCACGUGGUCUAAAAUGGGAAAACAAACAUACAAGCUAAAAACGUCUUUUGUAUCUAAAUUUUUUCUUUGUAAUAUUAUAUUCAGGUCUCUGCAUGCUCAUCACUUGUCUCGUAUAUCCGGUUGGAUGGAAUUCUACCGCCGUCAAGGCGGUUUGCGGUCCAGAAGCAGACAGAUACAAGAUAGGAAAUUGUAAUGUAAACUGGGCUUAUUGGAUCGCCAUUAUCUGCAUGGCGGACGCUUUCGUGCUUAGUUACCUCUCCCUCAUGUUCAUCGAGCGAGAGAUUGGAACCCCGAAUGUAACGAGCAGGAGGCAAGAGUCCAACGGAACAAACCCAGAGGAUGGCAUACGGUCAGGAAGAGCUGCAGAAGGAUACCACAACAACGAUACCACGUCACUGUGAGCUUCUGAGGGAGCACAUGCUAUUCUUUUUGUCCCCCCUUUUUCUAGAAGGUUGUCAAACAAUCAACAGGUUUUAAAAGCUCUACAAGGUUAACUUGUAGAGCUUUUAAAACCUGUUGAUUGUAUAAUCAACUGCUGCGUGAUAAAACUGCAGGGUCUCUAUAAAGUCCACUUUGAUUAAUCGUUUGCUUGGGUUGUCUUACUGAGAGUUACACUUUUGUAAUGAAACUCUAUAUAGGCGUAAACAUCAUGGACAUAAACCAUCAUUAAUCUCAUUGAAAUUGACAGUCACAGGUCUCAAGCAGACGUUUCUCUAGGUAAUAGUUGUACUGUACAUUUGUCAACGGUUAUGUCCUUCGGCGGUUCAAGGCAGUUUAGGAGUGGGAAAAAAAAAUUGCAGAAAUAUGGGUUUUAUGGGUUUUAUCCUUUUGAAAAUGGGGCGGUUUUUGUGUAGAAUUCAAACUGUUCUAGAAUGGUG
Molecule: messenger RNA, 3549 nt
Organism: Porites lobata
Lineage: Eukaryota; Metazoa; Cnidaria; Anthozoa; Scleractinia; Poritidae
Source: the annotation of a GenBank genome assembly